UCUUGUCUACUGGCAGAAUGAUUCCAGUCCCUUACAGAAGCAUUAUCAACGGUGGACUGAAACCUGGAAAAAGCUUUACUGUCCGAGGAGUGGUCAACACCAACCCUCACAGGAUAUUUUUUAACCUGCGCCACAUUUUCGGGAUUGCAUUUCACUACAAUCCACGUUUUGAUCAGAAUAAGGUAGUGUGCAAUACUUGGGAUGGUCAUUGGGGUCCAGAGGAAUAUCCUGCAGGGAUGCCAUUUAAAGCAGGUCAACCCUUUGAGAUCUACAUUUUUUGUACUGAUCAUUCCUUCAACGUGUUUGUGAAUGGUGUGCACGUAUGCUCUUUCAAGCAUCGCUUUUGGUCAUUGAAUGAAAUUGAUGUUUUUGAAGUUGCUGGAGAUGUGCAGAUAAAUCAUGUGGAUGCUUAGCAGAGAUUUAAUCUAUUUUAAGGUUCAAGAUCAUCAAGUCAAUGUAGAAAUAUGUUUUUUAAUGCAUUUGCUUGGUAAUUUUAUUGAUUACUUUGUCUCCUCUUGGUUUGUACUGUAUACCAGUAAACUGCAUUGACUGAUUCUGAAUAUUACAGAAAAAUAAAAUAAACAUAAUGCAAAAACGUUUUCUUUUAGCUUAUAUGUGCCUAAUGUGGUUUUUAAAUCGGGGGUGUUAUCACAGUUAUUCUGUUAUAUGGGUCAUUCUACAAAAAAGGUGGAAAUGCUUGUCCCUUGCAUUUGCAGACCCCUUAAUCAUUUAAUUUGACCCAAUAAUCCCAUAAUGAUAUAUAUUUAAUAAAUAUAGACUGUCCUUAAAAUGAUGAGAGAGUUUAUUUAUUUAAUUUUCUUUUUUUCCUUUUUUUAAACUUUUUUUUAAAUGUCUGGUCCUGAAAAUUGCCCUGUCCCUUUGAUCAUACAUGGAAGUUGAACUGUGCACUUAUUAUUUAAAACCAUGUUUUUUAUAAAACAAAUCUAAUUUACAUUUACCUUUAACCCUGUUUGAAUUUACUACAACACUGAAAUGGUAAAAAUACAC
Messenger RNA from Paramisgurnus dabryanus, 1008 nucleotides. Its product is annotated as galectin-5-like. The record is from RefSeq and is a predicted model, not a curated record. Gene Ontology annotation, biological process: positive regulation of gene expression; negative regulation of CD4-positive, alpha-beta T cell proliferation; negative regulation of type II interferon production. Gene Ontology annotation, molecular function: galactoside binding; carbohydrate binding. Gene Ontology annotation, cellular component: nucleus; cytosol. Lineage: Eukaryota; Metazoa; Chordata; Actinopteri; Cypriniformes; Cobitidae.